This is a messenger RNA of Triticum aestivum (bread wheat), 1707 nucleotides long. RefSeq names its product lecithin-cholesterol acyltransferase-like 1. The coding region runs from base 189 to 1517 and encodes 442 amino acids. NCBI's taxonomy places the organism in Eukaryota, Viridiplantae, Streptophyta, Magnoliopsida, Poales, Poaceae. Gene Ontology annotation, biological process: lipid metabolic process. The record is from RefSeq and is a predicted model, not a curated record. The transcript is spliced from 2 exons.
UCCAUCCGUCCAGCUUAAUUAUUCAAAAUGGUGGAGCACAGUAGGGUCCAGUGUGCUGGUACUACCAAUGAGACAGACAUUGCGCAUGGUUCGUCUUCUGUGAAUUGUGUGAUGCAAGGAAUAAUUGGAUUUGGAUAUGAGAAGCCUGUGACGCUUCACGUCACGUCCUUGGUCCUUCUCCAGUCUCCAUGGAGGAGAAACUCCAAUGGCUGUGCUUGUCUUGCCUCAUGGUCUUUGCCUCCUUCUUUUCCCUGUCUGGGAGUACGUCGGCUGCUCACCACCACCAGCGAGACGUCCUCCACCCGGUGGUGCUGCUGCCAGGCUUCUCCUGCGGCCAGAUCGAGGCCCGCCUCACCGACGCCUACGACUCGCCGUCGCCACUCUGCGGAGUACGCAAGGGGGACGGCCGGUGGUUCCGGCUAUGGAAGAACAGCACGGGCCUGCAAGACCUCCCCGACGUGCCGUGCUUCGCCGACCAGCUCCGCCUGGUUUAUGACCCCACGGCCGGCGACUACCGCAAUGUGCCCGGCGUCGAGACCCGCGUCCUCUCGUUCGGCUCCACCCGCGGCUUCCUCUCCGACGACCCUGCCGACAAGGAGAUCUGCAUGGGAAGGCUCGUGGAGGCGUUGGAGCGAAUCGGGUACAUCGACGGCGAGAGCCUCUUCGGCGCUCCGUACGACCUCCGGCACGCGCCCGCCGCGCCGGAGCUGCCCAACAGGGAGUUCUCCAGAUUCCGCCGGAGUCUGACGGCGCUCGUGGAGCACGCGAGCAGGAGGAACGGGGGCAAGCCGGCCAUCCUCGUGUCGCACAGCCAGGGCGGCCUGCUCGCGCUCGAGUUCCUCAAUCGGAGCCCCCUGGCGUGGCGCCGGAGGCUCGUCAAGCACUUCAUCAUGGCCUCCACGGGCGCCGGCGGGAUCGUGGUCACCAUGAAGGGCCUCGCCGCCAGCGACGGCGCCGGCGUCCUGUCGAUGCGGCGCGUCAAGAGGAGCUUCGAGUCGGCCUUCGCCGGGCUGCCGUCGCCCGCGGUCUUCGGCGGCGAGACGCCCCUGGUCGUCACGCGGGCGAGGAACUACACCGCGCGCGACAUGCCGGAGUUCCUGUCGGCGGCCGGGCUCCCGGCGUCCGCCGUGAGCCUGUACCUGUCGCGGGCGCUGCCGGUGGCGCUCAACCUGAGGGCGCCGCUGGUGCCCAUGACGUGCGUCAACGGCGUGGGCGUGCCCACCCCGGAGAAGCUGGUAUACUGGGACGGCGACGUCGACAAAGACCCUGAGGUGCUGCACGGGGACGGCGACGGAGUGGUCAAUCUGGCGAGCAUACUUGCCCUGGACGCGGUUUUCGGUGAGGAUCCGGGGCAGCGGGGAUGCUACAGGUCUAUCAAAAUGGCAAACACCACCCACAUCGGCGUCGUGUCGGAUGCUUUCGCCGUUGAGCGUCUAGUCCAUGAGAUUCUUGAAGCAGGUCGCGCCAACCAGACAUGUGUGCUACCCACUGCCGGCCACUGGCCACUCAGAAUAUGAGAAAGAAUGCCCAUCUUCUUUUACCUUUAUCUUCCAAAAGCCAGCUUGAUCAUCAAAUUUUUGUGGUUUCUCUAGAUCUCAUCUAGAUGAGAAUUAGCUAUCUUGUAUAUUCAUUAUAUUAUUGGAUUGGAGAGGGAACGUGAUGCAUCUGGGCAAAGACACAUUUUUAUAUCCCUCACCGUUCGGGCGA